Messenger RNA from Aspergillus chevalieri, 936 nucleotides. RefSeq names its product aromatic alcohol reductase. The transcript is spliced from 4 exons. Bases 1 to 936 code for a protein of 311 amino acids. Gene Ontology annotation, molecular function: oxidoreductase activity. NCBI's taxonomy places the organism in Eukaryota, Fungi, Ascomycota, Eurotiomycetes, Eurotiales, Aspergillaceae. The record is from RefSeq and is a predicted model, not a curated record.
AUGUUGGUGGUCGCUGUUGCUGGAGGCACUGGCGAUGUCGGGCAGACGAUUGUCGACGAGCUGCUCAGGGUCGCCAAGUUCAGGAUUGUCGUGCUGACCAGAGAGAAUCCAGAGUCACAGAAAAGGCAAGCGCAGCAUGGCACUGUGCCAGUCACAAUCAACUACAAUGAUUCCGACUCUAUCUCCCGUCGUCUCGAGGAGAAUGCCGUUCAUACCAUCAUCUCCACCCUCCCCAUGACCUCGGAAGAGUGCAGUCAGUCGCAGGUCAAUCUCAUUCGCGCAGCGGAUAAGUCAACUUGCACUAAACGAUUCAUUCCUAGUGAAUAUGCCCAUAUCAAUACGCCGGAACUCUUGGAGAUAGAUCCCACAACCCAAUGGUGGCUUGACGCCGUCGAGUGUCUGAAGAAAUCUGACUUGCAAUACACUCGCUUCGCAACUGGCUUUUUCAUGGACUACUGGGGCAUGCCAUACGUCGAAACCCAUUUGGCGCCGUUCACGUUCGGCAUCGACAUGGGAAACUGCCAAGCUGCAAUCCCCGGAGACGGGAAUGACCAUCUGAGUCUGACUUACUCAAAAGAUCUCGCAAAGUUCGUAGUGCGAACUCUGGACUUGGAUGAGUGGCCAGAUCUCAGCAUUGGAGUCGGGGACGAUAUCACGUUCAAUGAGAUGCUGCGCUUAGCAGAAGAGGCUCGGGGUAAAAAGUUUCAGGUCACGUACGACAGAGUCGACAGCCUCAACGAGGGUAAAGCUACUAUGCUUCCAAUCCCCGAAGGCGCUCCCUUUUCAGCGGACGAGAUGACAGAGUACAACGCGUUAUUCGGACAGUUUACUGUUCGAGGAAUUUUUCAUGUGCCAACGGAGAAUCGGUUGAAAUUCCCAGAUUUGAAGCCGUUGACGUUUAAGGAGUUUCUGAGUAAAACUUGGGGAGGCCAUUGA